This is a messenger RNA of Arabidopsis arenosa, 2235 nucleotides long. Lineage: Eukaryota; Viridiplantae; Streptophyta; Magnoliopsida; Brassicales; Brassicaceae. The record is from the annotation of a GenBank genome assembly.
CCACAUAUGAUACAUCAAUCUAAGUUCUAAUGUGAAAAAAGCAACCAGAAAAAAUGUUGUUUAAUCAGUUUCUCUUCACUUCCUUCUUGCUAUUUCUCUUCUUCCUCUUCGGUUUCGCAUCAUCGGCAACUUUGCCAACCCAAGAAGAGGAGGCUUUUAAAGUUGCACUAACCACAUUGAAAAAGACUAAUAUUGAUUUAAAUACGGAUCCAUGCGAAGUCUCAUCUACUGGAAGUGAAUGGUCAACCAUCAGCAGGUGGAAAGACCUAGUAACUUGUGACUGCUCCUUCGUUAAUGGAACCAUUUGCCACAUUACCAAAAUAAAUUUGAAGAGAGAAAAUCUUCAAGGGUCUCUUCCCAAAGAGUUUGUGGGACUUCCUUUACUGCAAGAGAUUGAUCUCUCAAGAAACUAUCUCAAUGGUUCCAUCCCUCCCGAAUGGGGAGUCUUGCCACUUGUCAACAUAUCGCUUCGUGGAAAUCGAUUAACGGGUCCAAUCCCUAAGGAAUUUGGAAACAUUACAACUCUUACUAGCCUUGUCUUGGAAGCCAAUCAACUUUCAGGAGAAUUACCUCUUGAGCUCGGGAAUCUACCAAACAUUCAACAAAUGAUUCUUAGCUCGAAUAACUUCAAUGGAAACAUUCCAUCUACAUUUGCAAAACUAACCACCUUGAGAGAUUUUCGUGUAAGUGACAACCAGUUUUCAGGAACAAUUCCAGAUUUCAUCCAAAAAUGGAUUAAACUUGAGAGACUGUUUAUUCAAGCAAGUGGUUUAGUUGGACCAAUUCCCAUUUCCAUUGCUUCUCUCGUAGAGUUAAAAGACUUGAGAAUCAGCGAUUUGAAUGGACCCGAAUCUCCAUUUCCACCGUUAAGGAACAUAAAAAAGAUGGAGACAUUAAUUCUUAGGAACUGCAAUCUAACAGGAGACUUACCUGCGUAUCUUGGAACUAUUACCUCCUUAAAGCUCUUAGAUCUUAGCUUCAAUAAAUUAAGUGGAGUCAUCCCUAACACUUAUGUUAAUCGUAGCGACGGAGGUUACAUAUAUUUUACAGGAAACAUGUUAAACGGGUCGGUUCCAAAUUGGAUGGUAAAUAAAGGAUAUAAAAUUGAUCUUAGUUACAACAAUUUCUCAGUAGAUCCAACCAAUGCCGUAUGCAAGAAUAAUGCACUUUCAUGCAUGAGAAACUACCAGUGUCCUAAAACUUUCAAUGGUCUUCAUAUAAACUGUGGUGGAGAUGAAAUGUCUAUCAAUGGGACAAUAUAUGAAGCUGAUAAGUAUGAUAGACUGGAGAGUUUAUACGAAAGUCGAAAUGGGUGGUUCUCAAGCAACGUAGGAGUCUUCGUAGACGAUAAACAUGUUCCCGAGAGAAUAACCAUCGGGUCUAACUCAUCUGAGCUCAAUGUGAGGAAGCUCGAGGUUAAAGAUUUCAAUAUCGCUGAGGCGGCAAAAGGUGUUGGAAACGUUGUUAUUAAGACAUUUCCGGUCGAGGUAACAAACGGAAAGUUGGAGAUACAAUUGUAUUGGGCCGGGAAAGGAACUACAGUCAUUCCCAAAAAACGUGUUUAUGGUCCUCUCAUAUCUGCUAUAUCAGUGGAUCCAAAUUUCAAUCCACCACCUAGAAAUGGUAUGAGUACUGGUACUCUCCAUGCAUUGGUAGUGAUGGCAUGCAUUUUCAUUGUGUUUGCCGUACUUGGAAUUCUAUGGAAAAAAGGUUGCUUGAGAUCGAAAAGCCAAAUGGAAAGAGAUUUCAAAAGUUUGGAACUCAUGAUUGCUUCUUUCUCGUUGAGGCAAAUCAAAAUCGCUACAAACAACUUUGAUUCUGCAAAUAGAAUUGGAGAAGGUGGCUUUGGUCCUGUAUACAAGGUGGAGGUAUUGAGGGAGCAGAAUAAUCUCUUGGAACUUGUGGAUCCAAGACUAGGAUCAGAUUACAACAGAGAAGAAGCAAUGACAAUGAUCCAAAUUGCGAUAAUGUGUACAAGCUCAGAGCCUUGUGUUAGACCAUCAAUGUCAGAAGUUGUGAAGAUGUUGGAAGGUAAGAAGAUCGUGGAGUUGGAGAAGCUUGAGGAAGCUUCAGUCCAUAGAGAAACAAAGAGACUUGAAAACAUGAACACGAUGAAGAAGUAUUACGAAGUGAUAGGGCAAGAGAUAAGUACAAGCAUGAGCAUGAUCAUGAGUGAUCGUAGUGAAUCAUCAGCAGAUCAUUAGCAGUUGUGUAAAAUAACAUAUGAAGAUGGAA